ACUCCUGAGAUAAGCUGGUGCCCUCCCUUAUAAAGGCAGCCAGAGCGAGGUGCCCGAGCAUGUCUGCCUGAACCAGCCAUGGCUGUGAGGGACCUGGUGGUGGUGGUGGUGGCAGCAGUGGUGACUCUGGUUGCUGCCGGCGGUGCAGAGCUGAAUGAAGAGAGUGGCCUGAGAAAGCCGGUGUGUGCAGACAUGGUUGACCUGCAGGCCUGCCCCCUCCUGUACUUGCCUAUCUGUGGGACCGACGGGAAUACCUAUGCAAAUGAAUGCCAGCUCUGUGUGGAGCAAAUGAAAACCAGGCAAGACAUCCGGAUUCUGAAAGAUGGGGAGUGUCAAAAUACCUGAGCUUUCUGAUAGCUUUCCUGAACCUAGAAACAGGCAUCUGAGUAAGAAUACGGGGUGCAUCAUAUGGUCAAGUGAGCUCCCUGAAGUCAGUGACCAUUCUGCAAGUCUGGGAGCUGUGCCAGUGUCGUGGCUACUGUGCUUGAUCAGAUGGAAUUCAUCCCUUCACCCAGUUCCGCACUUUGCUGGAGCCACCAGAUGGGACACUGCAGCACCAUAAUGCACAACAAAGCCAUUGCUGACAGAUUUAAUGCUGCACCAGGAAAU
This is a messenger RNA of Pseudopipra pipra, 609 nucleotides long. It is a transcript of the gene SPINK4, whose product is annotated as serine peptidase inhibitor Kazal type 4. Bases 79 to 345 code for a protein of 88 amino acids. Gene Ontology annotation, molecular function: serine-type endopeptidase inhibitor activity; protein binding. The record is from RefSeq and is a predicted model, not a curated record. The transcript has 5 exons. NCBI's taxonomy places the organism in Eukaryota, Metazoa, Chordata, Aves, Passeriformes, Pipridae.